Messenger RNA from Oncorhynchus kisutch (coho salmon), 7294 nucleotides. Its product is annotated as low-density lipoprotein receptor class A domain-containing protein 3. Gene Ontology annotation, biological process: receptor-mediated endocytosis. NCBI's taxonomy places the organism in Eukaryota, Metazoa, Chordata, Actinopteri, Salmoniformes, Salmonidae. The coding region runs from base 287 to 1360 and encodes 357 amino acids. Gene Ontology annotation, cellular component: plasma membrane. The transcript has 6 exons. Gene Ontology annotation, molecular function: protein binding. The record is from RefSeq and is a predicted model, not a curated record.
UAAACCGAUCCCCACCCAGUGAUCCCCACUCACUCCAAAUCCCCUGCCACCACCCCUCAAGCCCCUACCACCGCCAGCCUCUUCCUCCCCAGCCCUGAUUCUGAAAACUCUGUCCCUGUGAGAAUCCGGCUCUUCACGCAAGCCAUUUUGUAACUUUGUCCCGAAUAGAAAAAAGGAGAAAACUACGCGAAAGUGGAGAUAGGAGCAAACCGGAUAAGUGUUCUAUUGCCCCGAUUGUUGGCCCGCGGCGGGGUGCAAAAAGGGCAGGCCGAAAAAAGACCAUAAGAUGUGGAUCUGGUACAUCUUGCUUAGUUCGGGGACGGGCUCAAGCUCGGUUGAGAGCCAGCUCCUUCCGGGGAACAACUUCACCACAGAGUGUAACAUCCCAGGGAACUUCAUGUGUGGGGACGGGAAGUGUGUCCCAGGGGGGUGGCAGUGUGACGGACUGCCCGACUGCUUCGACAAGAGCGACGAGAAAGGCUGCCCCAAGAUAAAGUCCAAGUGUGCUCCGACGUUUUUCGCCUGUGCCAACGGGAUCCACUGUAUCAUCGGGCGCUUCCGUUGUAACGGCUUCAGUGACUGUCCUGACGGGAGCGACGAGGAGAACUGCACAGGUAACCCGCUGGUGUGCUUGGAGGCCCGCUUCAAGUGUCGUAACGGGCGCUGUGUGGACCGCAGCUUCCUGUGUAAUGGACAAGACAACUGUCAGGACAACAGCGACGAGGAACACUGCCUCACCACCGCAGAGGCUCCAGGUCAGGACUUUGUAACCCUGGACUACCGGCUGCGUUACUACCCCAGCAUCACCUACGCGGUCAUCGGCAGCGCUGUCAUCUUCGUCCUGGUGGUGGCGCUGUUGGCCUUGGUCCUGCACCAUCAGAGGAAGCGCAGCGUGCUGCUGCCCCGUGGGGUCCGGGGGUCCUCCCACCACCACCACCACCACCAGCCCCUGCUGCUGUCCCGCCUGGUCAUCCUAGACCGGGGACAUGUCCACCCGGCUGGCCCUGGCCUCUCCCCCACCUCCCCGUCUGCUGCGGCCCAGUACGCUGCAGGUCCCCCAGGGCUACAGCUGCUGUCUGGGGCCCUCUACCCAGCUGGCAUGCCCAUGGACUCACCACCUUCCUACUCCCAGGCUGUACUGGAUGUCAGCCGGCCUCCUUGGUUCGACCUCCCCCCGCCUCCCUACCUCCCAGACCGGGAGGAGCUGCCGUCAGAAGGUGAGCUUCCCCAGUACGAAGCCACCACAGUGCCCUCCACUCAGCCAAAUACAUGCCCAUCUGAGACCCCUACACCCAGAACUGUGGCCCCAGGCUUGUCCCGGCCUAGCCUCAGCUCCAGAGAGGAGUCGGACCAGCUGUAGUCCUCUGGUUACUGCAUCUACGUAGGACUAGUACCCAGCCUCAGCGCUGUGGAUGGCUGAAGAGAGAAGAGCUGUGCGAUAUGUUAAGGCCCAAAGCACUGUCCUGCCUGCUGUGGGAAUGAGAGACAAGGCGCUAUUCUACCUAUAGCUACAACUGACUGACUGACUGACUGAGGCACUUGGAAUCAUUGCUCUUGUACGCUGGCGCCCUCUGCUGGAAAUGUAUCUACAUAUCCCUGACUGGGCUUACUACUCAUUCAAUCAAUCAUCAGUCAACUGCAUUUAAUCUGUGGCUAUAUAGCGCUUUUUACAAAUUAAUUUCUCACAGUCUGCUUAACAGAAACCAGAGCCUAAGCUUCUAAAGACUGAGAAAAACUCCCACAGCCUCCCAACACUAUUCAUCUCCUGUUGGACUGGUGAAGACCAGUUGGGUGGUUGGGCGAAGAUCUUUUAGCUUGGAUUAAGUUGACUGGAUAGAUGGUCAACCUGUGUAGUACAGUCAUGCAUUAACAAUGAAGUAGGAGUCGCACUAACUAACAGUAUUUGUGGUACUCAUAAUGGGUCAAAUGUCACAUGGUGUUACAGUGGCAGAUGUAUAUGUUGUUUAAGAAUAGUGAAAAAGGCACAGUGUCAUAUCUGUAAUGUUACGGUUUAGCACAUUAGGACAACCAGCUAGCCACAGAAGCUCUUGGGUCGUGGACAUACUGCACUUCCCUCCCAUCCAUAUUGCAUGAUGCUGGUUCUCUUCAAUCUCUAUUCUCAUUGGCCAUCUCUUUCGUUUCAUAGGAAUAACUGGAAUCAUAUUGCUCUGUUAUAGAGCACUUAUCGGGGUUGUUGAGUUUGCACGUAACUUUGGCAGGAACUCAAAUGGAAGUAUUAUUUAAGGAAGAGAACAUGUGGAUGAAAAUACUCUUACUGAGUAAGGUCCCAAUGUAAGGUUGUUUCUGUUGGUAUCUGUGCCUUUUCAAAUCACUAAAAUAUACGUUUAACAACUGUAUGUCUACUGUCCCACUCAGAUUCUAUUUUGACAGCAGUUCAUUGAGAUCUUGUUCUACUGCCCAUGAUGACAGUGCAAAUUGCUUUGUUUUGAUAUAUCUCCUCAGACACUGGCAGAGAGGAGCAGAAUGUUCAGACUGAACUUCAUGUCUGACUAGUGUUUUUAUGUUGAUUAACGUUACACUCUGCUGCCUGAGAGCACAGGACAAACAUUUUGUCAGGGAAGAGAUAAAAACAAUUAAGGAGUUGUUUGCAUUAGUGCAUAAAGAGGAAGAGGAAGUAGAAAUGAUGUGGACUGGAGCAGAGACCAUUCCACUUGGUGCCUUGGAACACAAGCGUGUGCAUUGAAAUAAGCAUUUAGGAUUAUCCUCAAGUAAAAACAAAUCUCAAUUGCAUUCAAGCAUUUUUGUUGAACAAUGUAUAUUUUCCAAACGAGCCUCACAACACACAGAACUAUGUGGCUGCUUGCAAAACAGUAAAUGCAUGAAUACAUUCAGCAAGGCUAAAUGAGACCGAAAUUGCAAAUUUAUCAAAAGAAGACGACUUACUGCAAAAACAUCCAGACAAACAUACAGUGCAUUGGGGUAUUGUGUUUAGGUGUAUGAGGGGAAAAUAUAAUUUCAUCCAUUUUAGAAUAAGGCUGUAACAUAACAAAAUGUGGAAAAAGUCACAGGGUCUGAAUACUUUCCCGAAUGCACUGUACAUAUAGCUGACAAAACAGAAAGUGAUUCUGUCUUUUAAAAAUACCAGUUGGUCAAUAGGUUUUCUUUGCAGUCACUACUACAUCAUGAUGAUCGAAACAGGAAAUACAACUAUCAAAUGGUGCAGAAUUAUGGAGAAUCUCUCUCCUUUUUUUGCAUACUUUACCAAACAACUUCAUACAUAUCAAAUCAAGUAUUAUUCAUGAAAAACAAAGCACAUUGUUUGCAGAAUUCACUGGUAUCAUCACAAUCCAAUUCCACGUAUUCAAUACAUGCGCUGUUCUGCUCAUAGGUUUGUAGACUUUCCAUUGGCAAGCAGAAACACAAUCCCCAAUAGAUCUAAGGACAGGUGAAUACAGUGGAGGAACACUGAAUUUAUUGGCGUCAACCCUCACCAAACCAAAGGUGUGUAAUAUUGGAGAUGACUUGUCUCAUGAGUACUUAGAUGGAACUGAACUUCAUUUUCUGCAUCUCUGCAUGUUGUAAACAAUCAUACAUCUUAGGCUGUCCGCAUUGCGUAGAUCUUUCCCUAUAUUGUACCGGAUUUACUAUAAAUAAAACCAUUGACUAUUUUGUGCAGUAGUAUUAACUGAUUACCAAAAACAGGGAACACAUUGCAACCUGUUCUCUUCUGAUGAAAACAACGUGUUGACAUUCUGUGAACAAAACACUUAACAGCAACAACAACAAAAAAUUAUGACAGUUGUACAAAGGUACAAAAACAAGAAAAUGAUCCGACAAUCUACAAAUGUAUUUAAGCAUUUGAUCAUUGUUGUUUUGCUAUACGGACAUUUAACCACAGUUCCAAAAAAAUGCUUGAUUGAGAAAAACUAUAAGAGCAUUAUUCAACCCAGUAGAAAGGUAUUUGCUCAAUUGACUCUCAUAUAGUCACUGACAAAAAUGACCAGACUUUUUCUCCUUGGUUCCAUAAUGAUGUGUUACUGACUGCACCAUCUACCAGCAUGUAUUUCCUGACAGACUGAAAUGAAUCAUCACAGAUGUGGUUGGUCAUGCAUGCAGUGUUAUCACACACUAAAUAGUAUUAAAGUGUAUUUCAAUAUAUGUCAAUCAGAAGAAACAAAUGUUGCUCUACAAAUUGCAUUUUGAUAGAUUAAGGAUAUACUGUUUUGACUCCAUACGUAACAUUGUAACCUCUUAUAGUACUUCAACAGAACUGUAUCAGCUCAGUAUCCUUACUGGGUUGUUGAGGCAGACAUGUGGGUGGCAGGUAGCCUAGCGGUUAACAGCACUGGGCCAGUAACAGAAAGGUCACUGGUUUGAAUCCCGAGCUGACUGGGUGAAGCAUUUAAACCUAAUUGCUCCUUUAAGUUGCUCUGGAUAAGAGCAUCUGAGAAAUCACAGAAAAUAAUUUAAAGUAAGACAAGCAUUUUGUAUGGAGCAGUGAAAGUUUAAUUCCGUUUGGGACUGUUUUACCUAUAGUAACUUGGUUAAAAUGUCUCGCUUAUUGUAUUUCUUGGAUUCAUACUCAAUCACAUACUCAUAGGAUCCCAACUGUAUCAAAUGCUGUAUCUGCCGUUCCUAUUAUAUAGACUAUUUUCUGAAUUUGUACCAUAGCUGUUUGACCAAUUGAAUUGACGCCAAAUAAUGUUUGGAUAAAGAAGAAAAAUACUCAAUCUUUUUCUUAUAAGUGUCCCAAUUCAUUGUUUAGAAAUAUGUAAGUCUCAGCUGUACAGAUGAUGUGAGAGAGAAAAGACUGCCAUUGUCUGCCUGCGUGCCUGUCUGCCUGUCUGUCUGUCUGUCUCUCUGUCUGUCUGUCUGUCUGUCUGUCUGUCUGUCUGUCUGUCUGUCUGUCUGUCUGUCUGUCUGUCUGUCUCUCUGUCUGCCUCUCUGUCUGCCUGCGUGCCUGUCUGUCUGUCUCUCUGUCUGCCUCUCUGUCUGUCUGUCUCUCUGUCUGUCUGUCUCUCUGUCUGCCUCUCUGUCUGCCUGUCUCUCUGUCUGCCUCUCUGUCUGCCUGUCUCUCUGUCUGCCUCUCUGUCUGCCUCUCUGUCUGUCUCUCUGUCUGCCUCUCUGUCUGCCUCUCUGUCUGCCUCUCUGUCUGUCUGUCUGCCUGCCUGCGUGUCUGUCUGUCUGUCUGUCUGCCUCUCUGUCUGCCUCUCUGUCUGCCUGCCUGCCUGCCUGCCUGCGUGUCUGUCUGUCUGCCUCUCUGUCUGUCUGUCUGUCUGCCUCUCUGUCUGUCUGUCUGUCUGCCUGCCUGCCUGCGUGUCUGUCUGUCUGUCUCUCUGUCUGUCUGUCUGCACCACCCAGCCCACUGUGCAAUAACUAGAAUUAUUAAUUGACUGACUGGUAAAGUUUCUAUCUGAAGGAUCUGUAAUGUAUUGUUGUUGUCGUGUCAUUUCCAUUUCAGAACUUGUCAAGGGUUUCAUGUGACUGUGUACAUAUACGGAGAGUGAGACAGUAGAGACAUUUAUUUAAAACAAAAUCAUAUUUAGAUUUUGAACUAAGAAAAUAAUGUUUCAUUAUCAAACAUAUUACUUUGAAAUGUUUUGUUGUGUUGGACUCUGUACUUUGGAUUUGAAAUGAUUCAACUGUCAGCUUUAAUUUGAGGGUAUUUUCAUCCAUAUCAGGUGAACCGUUUAGAAAUUGCAACACUUUUUGUACAUAGUCCCCCCUCCCAUUUCAGAGGACCAAAAGUAUUGGGACAAAUUCACUUAUGUGUUUUAAAGUAGUAAAAAGAUAAGUAUUUGGUCCCAUAUUCAUAGCUCUCAAUUACUAAAUCAAGCUUGUGACUACACAUUUGUUGAAUGCAUUUGCUGUUUUGCUUUGGUUGUGUUUCAGAUGAUUUUGUGCCCAAUAGAAACAUUGUAAUGUCAUUUUGGAGUCACUUUUAUUGUAAAUAAGAAUAACAUGUUUCUAAACACCUCUACAUUAAUGUGGACAUUACCAUAAUUACAGAUAAUCCUGAAUGAAUUGUGAGUGAGAUAGUUAGACGCAAAAAUAUCAUACCCCCAAGACAUGCUAACCCCUCACCAUUACAAUAACAGGGGAGGUUAGCAUUUUAUAUCAUAUCCCCAAGACAUGCUAACCUCUCACCAUUACAAUAACAGGGGAGGUUAGCAUUUUAUAUCAUACCCCCAAGACAUGCUAACCUCUCACCAUUACAAUAACAGGGGAGGUUAGCAUUUUAUAUCAUAUCCCCAAGACAUGCUAACCUCUCACCAUUACAAUAACAGGGGAGGUUAGCAUUUUAUAUCAUAUCCCCAAGACAUGCUAACCUCUCACCAUUACAAUAACAGGGGAGGUUAGCAUUUUAUAUCAUACCCCCAAGACAUGCUAACCUCUCACCAUUACAAUAACAGGGGAGGUUAGCAUUUUAUAUCAUAUCCCCAAGACAUGCUAACCUCUCACCAUUACAAUAACAGGGGAGGUUGCAUUUUAUAUCAUACCCCCAAGACAUGCUAACCUCUCACCAUUACAAUAACAGGGGAGGUUAGCAUUUUAUAUCAUAUCCCCAAGACAUGCUAACCUCUCACCAUUACAAUAACAGGGGAGGUUAGCAUUUGUGUUGUUUUUGUGGUGUAUGAUAUUUGUGUGUCUAACUUUCUCACUUUCUGCACUUUAAACCUCAUAGUCAUUGUAUUAUUUCAUAUCCAAAGUGCUGGGAUACAUAGUCAAAACAACAAAACAUGUGUCACUGUCCCAAUAGGCCUCACUGUAUAUCCCCAGCAGUCAUUUUGCUGGUGGUGUUGAACAACCUAUAAACCAAAGAUUAUCAUUCAUUAUAAUUGUAAAAUCCAGAAGAUGAGGCUUACUCUCCAAAGUCACGUCCCCAGUAGUGUUGUGUCUUGUUUUGUGUCAGAUACCUAACUGACUAGAGGCAGAGGAGUAGUGUUACUCAGAGUCUCAGGACAAUCUGGGUUGUAUUCACUAGGAGCCAAGAGAAGCAAGUGGGCUGAAAUGCUGAGGAACUAACUGAAAUUGUCCAGUAAGAAACACUUGAUUUUGUUUCCGUUGCAAAACAUCUUGCUAAGGUGUGCAUUAAUGAAUGCAACCCUGGUCUGUAGCUUUUCUGUUACAAUGGUCUGAUAGUCUUUCCACAUGUCACUAUACUUUCGUUUGCGAUAUAGAGGGAUGACUGAUUUGUUGUUCCAUUCUGUUGGAGACUUGUGUUUCAUGUUGUUUGUAUCUUUGACACACCACCUUUUUGUUUCUGUUGCUUUUCUGUCUGAUCAAAUAUAUUCUGUACAUUAAAAGUAAUAUAAAAUGGUUCUGAUUCAAA